Messenger RNA from Actinia tenebrosa (Australian red waratah sea anemone), 3896 nucleotides. Its product is annotated as calnexin. Gene Ontology annotation, molecular function: calcium ion binding. Gene Ontology annotation, biological process: protein folding; ERAD pathway. Gene Ontology annotation, cellular component: endoplasmic reticulum; endoplasmic reticulum membrane. Lineage: Eukaryota; Metazoa; Cnidaria; Anthozoa; Actiniaria; Actiniidae. The record is from RefSeq and is a predicted model, not a curated record.
UUGCGUAAGGUCGGCCAUGUGUUCUGUGCUUCUAACCAUUCAAUUGCUUCCACGCGUUUAAUUUGAAUUUCUAGUUAUAACUUUCUAAUCUUCCUCCCAUAUUUUCCAAGGAUCUCUCCCUCUGUUCCUCCAGGACCGUCCUAAACCAUAGGCAUCUUGUCGUUUAGGUUGUACUCUCGGAAAUWAGCCUAAAUAUGCAAGUUUAUCGCAUUGUGUUAUUGUACUUGGCUGUUCUGUGUUUGACUGCAUGGAUUCCUGUCGGCUUCGCUGACAAAGAGGACGCAGUUGAAGAAGACGCUGUAGCUGACCUAGAUGAACCAGAUGUUGARGUUGAACCAGAACCAGAAGCAUCAGAAGAGAAGGAGAAGCCGGCUGCAAAGAAACCGACUGAAAUUGAAAACUACACGCCACCCGUCAUCUCUGUGGAGCACCAAGACUCUGUUUUCCUUGCUGAACCCUUUGCAGACCCAGCUGUUUAUAAAGCAAGAUGGAUUCAAUCCCAAGCUAAGAAAGAUGGUGUUGAUGAAAACAUUGCCAAGUAUGACGGUGUUUGGUCAUUUGAAGAACCUUUAACCAAGUUAUUUAAGGAAGACAUUGGUCUUGUUCUUAAGUCAAGAGCAAGACACCAUGCUAUCUCUGCCAAACUUGACAAAAAGUUUGAUUUCAAGGACAAGCCAUUCAUUGUCCAAUAUGAAGUCAAGUUCCAACAGUCCAUGGAAUGUGGUGGUGCAUAUGUCAAGCUUCUUGCCGAUGGACAAGGCUUUUCUCCUGAGACUUUUACGGACAAGAGUCCUUAUACCAUCAUGUUUGGGCCUGACAAGUGUGGUGAAGACCGAAAGCUGCAUUUCAUUUUCCGGCACAAAAAUCCUGUCAAUGGAAGUUUUGAAGAGAAACAUGCAAAGAAACCCAGUGGGAAUUUUCAAGGUGUUUUUGAUGGCAAAAAGACACAUCUCUUUACCCUGGUCGUCAGACCUGAUAACACUUUUGAGGUGUUUGUAGACCAGGAGAGUGUUAGUAAAGGUAGCCUGCUUGAAGAUAUGACCCCUGCUGUCAACCCCUCGAAAGAGAUUGAAGACCCAGAUGACAAGAAACCAGAGGAUUGGGAUGAAAGAGAGAAGAUUCCAGACCCUGAUGCAGAGAAGCCUGACGAUUGGGAUGAGGAUGCUCCACCAAAGAUUGCUGACCCUGAUGCAAAGAAACCUGAAGGAUGGCUUGAUGAAGAACCAGAAUACAUUCCUGACCCAAAUGGAGUCAAGCCAGAUGACUGGGAUGAUGAUGAAGAUGGUGAAUGGGAGGCACCUCAGAUUGCAAAUCCUAAAUGUGAGAAGGUUGGAUGUGGAGAAUGGAAGCCACUCCAAAUAGACAAUCCAAACUUCAAAGGAAAGUGGUCGGCGCCAUUAAUAACUAAUCCAGAGUACAAGGGUAUCUGGAAGCCAAGAAUGAUCCCAAACCCACAUUACUUUGAAGAUAAGGAGCCUUUUAAGAUGACUAGCAUUGUUGGAAUUGGUUUAGAGCUGUGGUCAAUGACACCUGAAAUCUUAUUUGACAACAUAAUUAUCACCAACGAUAAAGCUGUUGCAGAUAAAUGGGCCAAGGAAAGCUGGGUGAAAAAGAAUGUUAAAGAAACUUAUGGAGGCAGUGAUGAGGGUGGAGUACUUGGUGGACUGCUUGAAGCAACUAAUGAACGACCAUGGUUAUGGGUGCUCUUUGUUAUUGUCAUCAUUCUUCCAUUUGUUCUCAUUGCCGCAUUCUGCUUCCCUGGAGGAAAGAGUGAUGCAGCAAAGAAGAAGACUGAUGAACCAACUGAAGAUGUUGCGGAAGAAGAAACGAAGAGUGAGGAAAGAGAAGAGCCAGUAGGAGAAGAAGAAGAAGAGGAAGAGAAAAUGGAGGUUGAUGAGAAGGAAGAGAAGGAGGAGGAGAAUGCCGAGGAAGAAGAGCCUGAAAGGAGAGUUACCCGCCGAAAAGCCAGAAAGGAAAACUAAUGGGAGUUGCCAAACAGUCAUCACAAUAUCUCCAAAGGAGCUCUCUGCUGUGCAAUUUUUCUCUCCUAAGGCCAGCAAUUCUUUUUAGCUGCCUUCUUAUAUCCAGUUAAUACUGGCAACUUUUGAAUUUUAGGCUUGAAGUGCAUAGUGGAAAUUAUGAUGUGUUUGCUUGUUCUCUUUUAAGUCUUCAUGUGUCAAUGUGAUUAAUUUUGCACUGGGCAUUUAGCUGAUUGUUUGUACUGAUUCCAGGUAUCCCAGACCUCCUAUAUAUCCUAUAUUUCCUAUAAUUUGUAUAGGAUCCUAUAAAGAGCCUAUAUUUAAAGAAAACCUCCUAUAUUUCCUAUAAAUAGGACGACUGCUAAGUGAUACAUUUACAUUUUACACUGUUUAGCAUAUUUGGUAAUAAAAUGGUGCUCCUUUUUUUUUGGUUCUGCAAAUCAUUGGCGAUUACGCCACUGAAAAGCUAUUUUAGCUCAUAUAAAGUGCAUAUAUUUUUGGGGAAAAAUCCUAUAUUUUCCUAUAUUUAGAACUUGCACAGCCUAUAUUUCCUAUCAAAUUUGUCUAAAACAUGGCUGGGAUGCCUGUGAUUAUUGUUGGAUGUACUUCUGUUAUAUGUCUUUCUAUGCUGGUUAACAUGCACACACUAGAGUAUAAGCCCUGUUUCUCUCAUAAUGGUUCAACGACAUGUAGCCAAGAAAUGACUAUUUAUUUUAUUCAGAAAAAGAUGUUUCCUCUUGCUCAUUAAGUAUUUGCAGACAGCAGAUAUAUUAGCCUAAGGAGUAAACAAUAGACCUCCUCGGCUUGGCAUAAUGUUGUCCCAUUUCAGACCACGUGUCAUUCCCUUGAGAAUAAUAUUCUUUGCUUGAGUUGUAUCCAUAUUCAUGUGUCUUCUCAUGUGCAACCGAGUGCAAACCUUAAACAAAGAAAUGAUACUCUAGGGAAUGACACGUUGUCUGAAAUAGGAAAGCAUUAUGUCAGAGCCGAGGAGGUCUAUAAAGCCACAAAAGUUCAUUUUCUAUUGUUUAGGACAAUGGGCUACUUCAGUGAUACAACAGCCAUCUUGAAUUGUAAGUCAUUUUGGGCGGGCAUCCAGAGGGCAAAACGAAACAAAGUUGGCAGAUAAUAUUAUGUAAACUUUAAUGUGUUUGUCUUUUUUAUGGGAAAAGGGGAUCAAUGCAUGGUCUUUGCUGUAAUAAUGACAGGUGUUAUGAAGAAAAAUAUGCCAUCAAUUUUCACAUUAGCUCUAUAUUUGUCCCGAGUAAGCCCCAUGAUGUCUUGCAAUCCAAGAUGGUUGCUGUAUCGUCAAAGUAGUCUAUUUAGUACAACUUACUUUAUAAUAGAACCUUUUCGUGGGUUUAUUGUUUGCACUCUUGCAAGAUGUCGAGACAUUGAAACCUGUUUCUCUGAACAACUGGUCAUCGUAAUCAAAUUGUAAUCAACACCUUUGUUCCUGGCUGAAUUUUCUGACCACUCUAAAUUUCAUUACUCCAAAAAAAAUAUGUUUCAAAAGCUUCCUCUGUCAAUAGAACUAUAAAAUAUAUAUGUUCGGUUUUUACAAGCUCUUUGUAACUGGGCAUUUGGACCCUGGGCACAAAUUUUAACAUACUUGAACUAAUUUAUCUCCGUUCACACAAAUAGAUCCCAUUUAACCCAUGUAGGUGCUUUAAAAAAAGGGUUCUACAAGCUACUCUAAAUAUCUUAGUAAUUGUAUUUCGUGGGUUAAAUCGUAAAAUUGUGUUUUUUAUGUGUCACCCAAGGUCUUUCUUUAGUUGUUUAAGUCAAUAAUAGCUGACUUAGCUGCAUGGUUCUUCAAUUUUGUAUUUUCACCACAUUUUGUAAUUCCAUCUGAAACUGUCGUUGGAUUUUUGGACUAAGAACAAAAAAUCAAUAAAGGUCUCAAAAUAGUAACGACAA